ACCUUGUCACGUGCUUUUUCAUGUCGGAUCAGUAGGAAAAAUGUCUACCAAGAGGCCUAGAAGAUGAAAUUCAUUUCGCGUCCAUAAACUAUUAGGUUAUCAUUAGAUCUUUUGAAAAUUAUGCAAAUGAAAGAGAAUUGACAGUUUCAUGAAUAAAACACCGUUUUGAGAGAGGAAGUUUCAUUGCGUAAGAUUAUUCCUUAUCUCGGAAACUCAUUUCCUUGUCAGAAAAACAACAAAGAUGGCGACAGACUCGGGCACCUCCUACUAUCAGGGAGGUGCCAUAGUCAACUCCUACACGGAAAUUGGGAAGAGGUUUGGAUUCGACCCAAACUUAACUGAGAAUGACUUACAACAGAGGUUGGAGGAAAUGAGGGAACAUCUCAAAAAGGAAAUCAGAAAGGAGAUGAAGAUCAAAGAGGGGGCGGAGAAGUUGAAGGAGGUGACAACUGAUAAGAAGAGUAUGUCCGAUGUCCAGAGUAUUGUGAAGAAGUCUAAUAACAAGCUGAAGGAACUCCAGAAUGACUUACAGGAAAUCAACGCCUAUCUCCUGGUGUCCAACAGCACCAGCUUCCACGAUACUCUGUCAGAUGACAAGGAGAGAGAUAAGGAUGCGGGGGACAUGGAUCCCGUGUCACAGAGACUGACUUCUCUACAAAAACAGUAUAACAUCGAAAACAAGGUGAAGCAGGGAGCUGAAAACAUGAUUAAUAUGUACAGCAGUGGCAAUUUUCGUGACAAGAAGAUGCUUGCCGAGGCCCAACAGAUGUUGUCUGAUGCGAAAACUAAAAUGGAAAUCAUCAGAAUGCAGAUUCUCAAAGUUACUCAAGAUGCUACAAAUACAGACGAUGCCAGCCAGCGUUGUGAGGUGUUGUCUCCCUUUGAGUUGAGGAUUGAGGAGAUGCGACAUCAUCUAAAGAUAGAAGCGGCUGUACAAGAGGGGGCCAAGAAUGUCCUGAAGCUGCUUCAGAACACCAAGUCUCCCGACAGUAAAGCUCUGAAAGAGGCAACACUGAAACUGACAGAAUCAAGUCAGAAACUUGAGCUGUUAAGAAUCUCAUUGGAAAAUCGGUGCAAUGAACUUGAACCCAAGUCUAAAAAGAUUGAAAUGCUGAAGAAAGAGCUGGAUUCCGUUACAAUGUCCCCAGGCUAUGCUACGUUAACCAGAGACUCAAAGGCACAAAAUUCCUCUCCUUUCUCGAAAUCAGCAGCCAUUACAGGCAAACUGGAAGUUAGGCUUGUUGGUUGCCAAGGGUUACUAGAAGACAUUCCUGGAAGAAAAAAGGACAACUUACAACUUCUGUUGUCAAGUCCUGGUGAAAGUAAAAGUUUACUCCGGGGAUCAAAACGGAGCAGCACCAAAACAUACACUGUGAAGGAGGAGUUAUCGAAUGAGGUGAUGGCAGUGGUAAAACUAGACAACCAACAGAUGGCUCAGACAAGCUGGAAAUCUCAUAGCCAGCAGUGCUGGGAUCACAGAAUUAGUAUAGAACUAGACAGAUCUAGAGAAUUAGAAAUAGCAAUAUACUGGCGAGAUUGGAGGCAAAUGGCAGCUAUUAAAUUCCUGAGACUGGAGGAUUUCCUGGAUAACCAGCGACAUGGCAUGGCCAUUCAUCUGGAACCACAGGGAAUACUGUUUGCUGAGAUUACAUUUUUAAAUCCCACUUUGUCCAGAAUACCCAAGCUACAAAGACAGAGAAAAAUAUUUCCCAAACACAAAGGGAAGGACAUUUUGAGAGCGAAACAAGUCAAUAUUAAUGUUGCCACUUGGGGGCGUUUAAUGAAAAGGUCACUGCCUCAACAGUGUGUGGACUCCAAUGCCCUCACCCCACCUACUCAAAUUACCUCUCCAGGUAUAAUGGCUUCAGACAGGGGGCCCCCUAUUCACCAGAUUAAUUUUGAGCCGAUGUCCCCCGAGGAUAGACCCCCUCGUGUACCUGAUUCUUCUCCGCCUUCCAUACUUUAUAAACAAAAUGAAUUCACAACGCCCCCUCACCAACAAGAAAUAGCUGUACAGGAUGCCUUGAAGUCUUUUGACUUCCUGCCAGAUGAUCAUCAGUCCAAUGUCAUUGAUCUGGACAAUAUGGAGCCACCUCCAGUAGAUAAACGGCCGGUGUCUUACAAGGAAUAUCGUGCUCCAUCUCCCCCCUCUGUCCAAUCACGCCUGCCUUCUCACUCCGCAGCAGAAACGCCCAAGUCUUCCAGGACUCAGUCAUAUGCAAUGGAAACCGACUAUUCGAGCCAGCAUGUGAACAUGGAUGAGUUCAGGCCUAUCAGUGUACUGGGACGAGGGCAUUUCGGAAAAGUUAUCCUGGCGGAGUAUAAGAAUACCAAUGAAUAUUAUGCCUUAAAAGCUCUGAAAAAACCAGACAUCAUAGCCCGAGAUGAAGUCGAAAGCUUGAUGUCGGAGAAGAGGAUCUUCGAAGUUAUUAAUUCCAUGCGCCAUCCAUUCCUUGUUAAUCUAUUUGCUUGUUUUCAAACAGAGGCUCACGUGAUUUUUGUGAUGGAGUACGCCUGUGGAGGAGACUUAAUGAUGCAUAUCCACAGCGACGUGUUCUCCGAGCCUCGCACUGUGUUUUACUCUGGUUGUGUGGUCUUAGGUCUCCAGUAUUUACAUGAGCAUAGUAUUGUGUAUAGGGAUUUGAAAUUAGAUAAUUUACUACUAGACCAGGAGGGUUAUUUGAAGAUAGCAGACUUUGGGUUGUGUAAGGAGGGGAUGGGCUUCGGUGACAGGACCAGCACAUUCUGUGGUACCCCAGAGUUCCUCGCCCCUGAGGUUCUGACCGAGACGUCGUACACGAGAUCAGUGGACUGGUGGGGCCUUGGUGUACUUAUUUUUGAAAUGCUGGUGGGAGAGUCCCCCUUCCCAGGAGAUGACGAGGAGGAGGUGUUUGAUAGCAUCGUAAAUGAGGAGGUCCGAUACCCCCGCUUUUUGUCCACGGAGUCCAUAGCCAUCAUGAGAAGGCUUUUGAGAAGGAAUCCGGACCGCAGACUGGGAUCAAGUGAAAGAGAUGCUGAAGACGUAAAGAAACAAGCCUUCUAUAGGAAUUUGGCUUGGGAUGACUUGCUCAUGAAGAAAGUCAAGCCUCCUUUCGUUCCAACAGUGAAACAUUCUGAAGAUGUGAGCAAUUUUGAUGAAGAGUUUACUCAAGAGCGAGCUGUGCUAACUCCUGCCAAAGACCGUAAAUCAUUAUCUGCUGAAGAUCAAAUACUGUUCAAAGACUUUAAUUACAUUGCUGAUUGGUGCUAGCAGUAAGGUCGAAGGUCACCUAUCUGAAACAUUCUGCUUCAGUAUUUCUUCCAGUGUACACGAUGCCAGCAUUUUUUACUGGUGUUGAUCAAGCAAACAGAAUAAGCAAUGCGGAUUAAAGAUUGCUAAUUUUGUGAAACGUUGCUUGAAUCACAUACCACAAAGUAUUAUAUGUUAGAACAAAACCACUGCUUUUCUGUUGGGAGGUUAUAAAGAAAACAUUUAUGCACGUCAUCAUACCAUGUAGCAAGAACAAAUUCGCACUGAUUUCCCCAUUUCAUUGUCAUUAGUUCUGGAACAGGGAUGAAUAUCGUUAGUUGCCAUUCAUUUCUGUAAACUACAGGGAAAAAUAAACUGCAAAGAGUUGUGCAAAUCUACAAGGGUUAAAUGUUGGUGCAUUCGGUCAUAAUAUUGUUCAGACAAGAUAUUUGUGGGAGAGCACCUGCUCUGAUGGUGGACGGUGACUAAACUACAAGAGCACCUGCUCUGAUGUAUUCGGUGACUGAUCUACAAGCACCUGCUCUGAUGGUGGACGGUGACUAAACUACAAGAGCACCUGCUCUGAUGUAUUCGGUGACUGAUCUACAAGCACCUGCUCUGAUGGUGGACGGUGACUAAACUACAAGAGCACCUGCUCUGAUGGUGGACGGUGACUAAACUACAAGAGCACCUGCUCUGAUGGUGGUCGGUGACUGAUCUACAAGAGCACCUGCUCUCAUGGUGGACGGUGACUAACUACAAGAGCACCUGCUCUGAUGGUGGACGGUGACUAAACUACAAGAGCACCUGCUCUGAUGGUGGUCGGUGACUGAUCUACAAGAGCACCUGCUCUCAUGGUGGACGGUGACUAACUACAAGAGCACCUGCUCUGAUGGUGGACGGUGACUAAACUACAAGAGCACCUGCUCUGAUGGUGGUCGGUGACUGAUCUACAAGAGCACCUGCUCUGAUGGUGGACGGUGACUAAACUACAAGAGCACCUGCUCUGAUGGUGGUCGGUGACUAAACUACAAGAUCACCUGCUCUGAUGGUGGAUGGUGACUGAUCUACAUGAUAAUAUCUUCCCCCCCACUACUGUGAUAUUUCUUUAAUGUUUUUGGUGAAGAUGUGUGCAUCACAGCGUCCGUUAGGAUGGAGCUGAAUACUGAAUGAUAUGAAUACUUGGAAAGUUAUGAAUUAAUUAGAGCAUUAGCUUUGUAAACAUUUCAUAUUGAUUGUUGCUAUUGAGGGAAUUCAUUGCCCAGUUAUUUUAUUGGGAGUUAUUACGAAUAAAUAUAAAAUAAG
Messenger RNA from Ostrea edulis (European flat oyster), 4534 nucleotides. RefSeq names its product serine/threonine-protein kinase N2-like. The transcript has 21 exons. Gene Ontology annotation, molecular function: small GTPase binding; protein serine/threonine kinase activity; ATP binding. NCBI's taxonomy places the organism in Eukaryota, Metazoa, Mollusca, Bivalvia, Ostreida, Ostreidae. Gene Ontology annotation, biological process: signal transduction; protein phosphorylation. The record is from RefSeq and is a predicted model, not a curated record. Bases 242 to 3250 code for a protein of 1002 amino acids.